Messenger RNA from Clupea harengus (Atlantic herring), 2452 nucleotides. RefSeq names its product keratinocyte-associated protein 3-like (gene tmem54b). The record is from RefSeq and is a predicted model, not a curated record. The transcript has 7 exons. The coding region runs from base 1144 to 1869 and encodes 241 amino acids. NCBI's taxonomy places the organism in Eukaryota, Metazoa, Chordata, Actinopteri, Clupeiformes, Clupeidae.
AUUGUUUUAGACAACAGCUCUCUGCUAGUAUAAUUAUUGCAUAAUAUUCUGGUAGCAAUUCUGAAUUUGUGUAUUUACUGUGUAAUCAUUAAAUGUGGUGACAUCUUUUGUGUUGGCACAGUCAUGGCCUUUGCGAAGCCAAUCAAUACCUGGCAGACAGAGUGAACCUGAAACCAGUCAAUAGUCUAUCACAGUGAUGUAGGCCAUAGGUCCAAUUGUUUGUGUCGAGUGUGUCACUGGAGUGAAUAUUGUCUCGUUCAACUUCAUCCCUGGCAGGCUACAUCUAUCUAACCCCUUUUUUCUAGUUUUUUUUUUUCGAAGUGGCUACUGGUGCGGAUUUUUUACCUUUUUACCCAUUUGAUUUGUUUCUAUAAUAUCGUGCAUUAUUUUUUCAAGAUACCAAGAUAGACUCCCUUUCAGCCACCACACCAGGAAAAACGUUCAGAAGAGUUCGAUUCAAUAUCGGCCCAGUUGCCUUUAAGUUUCUUCAAAAUAAAAUACAAAUAAUUUACCUAAUAUGGUACAUAAUACAAAUUGAACCUUACCUGGCAAGAUGGACUAGCAGUCACCAGAGAUGACAGGUAAACAAUGUAAGGCAACUAAAGACAACAAGAUACCAAAUAAAAGUACAAAAUAUAAUUAUCAUAAUGACAAGUGAACUAUAUAUAAAUAUAAAUGGAUGGUCUGUCAGCUGACAAAGAGCCAGCUAUAUUAGGUUUUUUUGUGGUGUGUUCCAGACGUUUAGGAGCGCUGAAGGAACCCUGCAUCAGCCUUGGUGAGGAGGUUUCACUGCCCAUGUAGUUUAGCCAGAAGACCAUCAGUUGCAUCCCUCACAGAAUGUUCCAGCACAAAGUGGACACUACCUGCCUUGAUGAGCUCUGUGCAAGUAGUUCAGGCAGAUACUGUAACCGACAGUGUCAUGUGAAGAUCGAAGUAACAGGUAUCCGUAAGGGCCCUCCUUCACAGUACAACAUGCGCUGUCUAUAGCCCAUAAGUGCUCAACACAACAACACGACUGCCUAACCAUAGGAAGCUGAGCAGUAGGAUACAACAACAACAUCAACAAAGCUGCCUUCAUGAGCAUUUCACUGGGAUUUUCAAGCAGGAGGAUGUUGUGGAGGCCUGGAGGAGCCCAAAGCCCUGAUGAAGUUCGGCCUGAGCGUGGUGCUCAUAGGUCACGUGAACUUCCUGUUGGGGGCGCUGGUCCAUGGUGCCGUGCUGCGGCACAUCAACCUGCACCCUACGGCGCGAGGCAUGGAGUACGCCAUCUCUAAUGUCAUCUCCAUGGUUGCAGGACUCACGGGUGUCAUAAUUGGUAUCCUGGCCAUCGUAUUGUCCAAAAACAACUCUCGACGAGCACUUACGUGGGGGUUGUGGGCGUUGAGCUUGGUCUCAGCUCUGCUGGCUGCAGCCUCGGCGGUUGGGCUGCUGGUUUCCACGGUGAGGGCCAUUAUCAACCGUGGCCGGAGCUUGCUGACUCAUUGCCGUUUCCCAGAUGCGAUUGGCUCCUACUCCUAUGUCACCAAUGAGUGCCCUUUCGACCCCACCCGAAUAUAUAGUACCACGCUGAUCCUGUGGGUACCUCUGAUCGUGAUGAGUGUGGUCCAGGUCGUAUUCUCUAGCUGGUCCUUCUCUGCCUGCUCAUCUUUCCUGGGCCUACCCUGUUGCCCCAGACACAAGCCACCCCGAGAGGUCAACAGGCCACCCCCCCGAGGUCACCAGUCUCCCAAUGGGAAUCAGGCAUGUCCUCCUGAACACCACGAGCUCCUUGCUCAACACCACCAGACACUGCCCCACCAUUCCUCUGCACCAACACACUCACAGCCCAGUCGUGCCUCCCAGCUCAGCCGAGACAGCUUCUGGAUCUGAGGACUCUCCUCCAACACCCAUCGGUGCAUCCCAGCUCAGCCGAGACAGCUUCUGGAUCCCAGGACUCUCCUCCAACACCCAUCAGUAACUGCUCGUCCUCUUACUAUUUAUGUAUGAAGUGGCAACACAGGGUCAAUAUCAAAAGUGUUUACAAUCUCAUGUGUUGCUGCCUUCAUCCUCUUGUUCCUCCAACCCCUGCUUCGAGUGAAUGCAUGGUCAUCGGGCGGAGUGCAUAUAUCAGUCUGGUGUUUGUGAUGUGUUUGACUGCUGAUGUGGACCCAGCCAGGCCUGGUUGUUUCAUGAGGUUCAUUAACAGGUGUUCUGUCUGUCUGUAUGCUCUUUGUUUGAAUACUAAACUGUGGAAAAGAAUGGGUGCGAAUUUCUGAAAGUAGGUGGGUUCUGAAGAAUGUAGGUGUGUAUGUGAGUGAGAAGGAAUGAGAGAGAGUGUUUAAGAGUGGUUUAGAUAUAGCUUAGAUAAAAUAAGGUGUCUUAUAAUUCAUUGAAGGGCAUGCGCACUUUGUUUGAUACUAUGUUUUAAAUUACUAUGAUCUUUUUUGUUCAAUAAAACAGAAUUGUCGUCGGA